AAAAGAAGAGUUGCUGAGGUUUGAGAAUAGAAAAGUAAAGACAGGUCAAGUGUACAGGUUAAUGCAGUGAUGACUUUGGGAAGUUAUGAGGGAACUAACGAAACAUGAACUGCAUGGCACCAAGCUUCCAAAUCUUCCUCUGAGCCAGAGUUUUAUGAUAUGAUUAAGUCAGCCUCCAGCCUCACUCUCCUCUGUGGAGGCUGCACUGGCACAAAGCUCCAACCCUCAUCACAUGGUUGGUCUUCAGUGACUAGCCUCCAUCCAUGCUGAAGCGAUCUGGGAACCCACCUAGAGUUGCCUCAUUAACAUAACAAAGAUGCUUAUGUCUUUGGAAAUUCCAAAGGUUGUUGAUGCUUUGUUCCUGGAACAGGAGAGCAAAACUAGAUAUAUUCUUUAUUAUGCCACAGCUUCCUAAAAGGUUAUUAAAUACUAUCAACAGUACAAAUUAGAAAAAUCAUGCCUUCAUAAUUAACAAGUUGCCUAUAUUUAAGUUUAGCAGUACACCUAUGUCUGAGCUUUCUUUUUUCACAUUUAUAAGUCUUGGGUUUUCUGAAGUUUUAGAAAUCAGUUGUUCUCUAUCUGGAUCUACAAUUAGAUUAAAAUGAAAAGUUCUCAGUAAUAUUGUGUCUCAUAUGACUAAAGUACAUUAAUUUAUGUAACAAUUUUCCUGCUAAGAUUAUACAAAUUAUAAUGGAUGCAAAAUAUAUAAAAGUGUUUAAAUAUUCCAUGUUUAAGGAAAAUUAUUUUCAAUUUCUUUCUUUUGAAACAGAUAAAUGAAUUCGAAGAAAACAUAUUUCUUGGCAUACCCUUUGAGAUGAUAACAAUAGAUUCCUUAAUGCCCCCUGCUGGCCAUCUCAUUGUGAAUUUCUUGAAUUAUGGAAAUAGUAAAGAUUUUAAUUUUGGAAAUACAUUUUACUACAAUCAAAAGAAAAAUGGGCAUUUUUAGGGUUAUUCUUAGGUAAACAUUGAGGUAUUUCACUUGUGAUUUUUAGGCUCAAGAUCAGUGUGACCUCCUCUAAUAGGAUAUAUUUUACUACCAUGGAACUUCUGUGCUCAUUUUAGUGUACCUGGCUCCACUCCUCUGACCUAAAAUGGCUUAACUGUGACUGUCCUAUACUAGAAAGCAGUGGCUUGCGAGAAUGCACAGAUAAAGAGGCAUUCCAACUCAUAUAAAUGGCAGUGUAUUGGAGAUGAAUUAAGUCAAUUUUGUUUCUCUGACUCAGAAGAGAUAGGGGUCAGGAGAGUGCUGGUAUUGUGACUAGUGACGGCAGUUCAGUGCCAACAUUCAAAUCACACAAGGGAAUGGGUCUUGUAAAUCAUGUCUUUACUGAAGACAAUUUGAAAAAAUUGUAUGUUUCAAAUCUUGGAAUUGGACACACAAGGUAUGCCACUACAGGAAAGUGUGAAUUAGAAAAUUGUCAGCCCUUUGUUGUUGAAACGCUUCAUGGGAAGAUAGCUGUGGCACAUAAUGGUGAAUUGGUAAAUGCUGCUCGAUUAAGGAAAAAGCUUCUGCGUCAUGGUAUUGGUCUGUCCACAAGUUCUGAUAGUGAAAUGAUUACCCAGUUACUGGCGUAUACUCCUCCUCAGGAACAAGAUGACACCCCAGACUGGGUAGCAAGGAUUAAAAACUUGAUGAAGGAAGCACCCACAGCAUACUCCCUGCUUAUAAUGCACAGAGAUGUUAUUUAUGCAGUACGAGAUCCUUAUGGAAAUCGUCCAUUAUGCAUUGGUCGUCUUAUUCCAAUGUCUGAUAUAAAUGACAAAGAGAAAGAAACAGAAGGAUGGGUGGUGUCUUCAGAAUCUUGUAGCUUCUUGUCUAUUGGUGCAAGAUAUUACCGUGAAGUCUUACCUGGAGAAAUCGUGGAAAUAUCCAGACAUAAUGUCCAGACUCUUGAUAUCAUACCAAGAUCUGAAGGAAACCCAAUGGCUUUUUGUAUCUUUGAAUAUGUUUAUUUUGCAAGACCAGACAGUAUGUUUGAAGACCAAAUGGUUUAUACAGUAAGAUACCGUUGUGGCCAGCAGCUAGCAAUUGAAGCACCUGUGGAUGCAGAUUUGGUUAGCACUGUUCCAGAAUCUGCUACGCCUGCUGCUCUUGCUUAUGCAGCAAAGUGUGGACUUCCAUAUGUGGAGGUGCUGUGUAAAAACCGAUAUGUAGGGAGAACCUUCAUUCAGCCAAACAUGAGGUUAAGACAGCUUGGUGUUGCAAAAAAAUUUGGAGUAUUGUCAGACAACUUUAAAGGCAAAAGAAUUGUCCUUGUAGAUGAUUCAAUUGUGAGAGGCAAUACCAUCUCACCUAUAAUAAAACUGCUCAAAGAAUCUGGUGCAAAAGAGGUACACAUUCGAGUAGCUUCACCACCAGUUAAAUAUCCAUGCUUCAUGGGAAUAAACAUUCCUACAAAAGAAGAGCUCAUUGCCAAUAAACCAGAAUUUGAUCACCUUGCAGAAUAUCUAGGAGCAAACAGUGUUGUGUAUCUGUCAGUAGAAGGACUGGUUUCAUCUGUACAAGAAGGGAUAAAAUUUAAAAAACAAAAAGAGAAGAAGCACGACAUUAUGAUCCAAGAAAAUGGAAAUGGUGUGGAAUGUUUUGAAAGGAGCGGUCACUGUACAGCUUGUCUCACUGGAAAAUAUCCUGUAGAAUUGGAAUGGUAGCUGAUACGGUUGGAUGUGUUAUUUCAAUAUAGAAAGUUGGUCAAGAAGUUAUAGUGGUCACACCUCAUUUAUUUACUGUUACUCAGUUGGUACAAUGUAAAAUGCCAUGCUUAUGUUUACCUUUAUAAGUUUUGAGAUUUUUUUUUUCCGAAAAGGAUACCAAAGUGUGAUAACUGAACAUUUCUAAUGGCAUACAACAAUAUGUGGUGUUCUUUUUUUACACAAGCAUUGGCUAGCCUUUUUAACCAAGUCAGAGAAGGCAGGUAGUCACUGACAUUUGCCAAGUCCAUGCUUUAAAGGGUUUGCAAGAAGUUAGAGUUAAGAUAGGAGAGGUGACGCCAACAAGACAGGUGAGUUAAAUGUAACAUUUCACACAAAAUUUGAAUAGAAUACGUUAUACCUCAUAGGUGUCUAGCCUCUACAGUUCUGUCUGUAGUUAUGACCUUGACUUCCCUAACUGUAGACAUAUCUUUAAAAAAACUAACAAAAAAAACAAAAUAUAAGCUGUGGUGCCUCAGUUUCCCCACAUGUGCAAUGGGAUACUUAUAUUAUUAAAUUAAAUAGUCAAUAGAAAUGUGAAUAAGUGAGUAGAGCCAUCAUUUCACCUCUAAUUUUAGGGCAGCUCAUGCUUGUUAGUGUUUGAAAAGCUAAUAAUUAUUAACUUUUUUGAAACUGGUUUACAAUUAAGAUUUCAUUAUAAUGGAAGGAAACAUAAAUUGGCAGAUCUUUGCCAUCUCUCUUUGAGAUGUCCUAAAAAGGGUUGUAAAAAUCUGUGAAAAAGUUUUUCUUACAUUUGACUAGAAAAUGUGAUCCAUAGUAUUUAGUGCCCUGAUAGUAUAAGCUCAACAAGUAACCUGGUACAUUUGAAACAAAAACCAAAUUUUUAGAUUCAAACAAACCUUUUAUCCUUAAUUUAAUUAAUUAUCAUAUGCUUUUUUAAUGAAGUGCUUGAUCACUUGCAAGCAUAUAUACAUGUAGAUGUACACAUACAUAUUGUUGCAAUUGAGUGAUCAAGUAGAGACACAAUAGGGGCCAAUUUUGUUUAAGGGUCAAAGUGACAACCACUUUGGGAAAGUAUCAAUUUAUAAUCCAAGUCCAAGUAUCGUAAUCAUUUUUUUCUACUUUAUUAAGAUCUAAUGAAAUUGAUUUCUUUUUGGAACCUUUUUCUUGUAACAUCUGAGAUUUAGAAGUUUAAGAUGACUUGACCCCAAACUCCUGUUUAUAUAAGAACUUUUAAACAUAAAAGUGUUUGUUUCUGUUGUGUUACCACAAUUUGAUGUAUAUAGUGUCCAGAUCCAUUUAGAAAUUUAAUAUUUAUUAGUAACUGAAACUGUUUGUCUUCCUUUGGUAUAUAGUCUCACAUGUUAUAUUACAGCAGGCCAAGAUAAAAUCUUGACAGCUCUUUAAGCCCACGUGCAGCAGUGGGUCAGAUAACCCUGUGGCAGUGACACGGGCAAAUUGGCAUUUGAAUAAAGCCCUGGGACCACCUCAGCAUGUGUAGCCUCUUGUCUGAAAUGUAUUCCCCAUGGCAGCAUGGAGGAGGCAAGACCUGUGGGUCAAUCUUGAACUGGCCUUACUUUGAAUUUUAAAACAAGAGACUCAGGGAAAGUACUAAACCAAAAUCUCUGAUUUUACUUUUGUGUUUUCUGUAGUUUUUAUUUUAUUUUACUGAGAUGCUUUUGUAAAGGAAAAUAAUACUGGGACAGUUUGAUAAUUCUACAGAUUUCUUAAUAUUUCUCCAUCAUGGCCUUUUACUUCACAAUUUUCUGAAGUUUUUUUUGUUUUUUGUUUUUUACCAAUUUAAUUUCAAAUGUUUAACUGCUUUAAAUUUAUAUAAGUAGAGUAUUAUAAACUACAGAGAUGAAAAAUGUGUUUUCAUGGGAUUUAUAUUGUGAGCUAAACUAAGCCUACUUUUUGUGACUUCUUUGUGAUGCCUUGUGGACAAAUAUGUGUAAUAAGUAUGUUUAAAUAUACGUGUAUGCUUUUUUUUUCA
Messenger RNA from Sapajus apella (tufted capuchin), 4642 nucleotides. RefSeq names its product phosphoribosyl pyrophosphate amidotransferase (gene PPAT). Gene Ontology annotation, molecular function: amidophosphoribosyltransferase activity. The transcript is spliced from 11 exons. Gene Ontology annotation, biological process: purine nucleotide biosynthetic process; purine nucleobase biosynthetic process. Lineage: Eukaryota; Metazoa; Chordata; Mammalia; Primates; Cebidae. The record is from RefSeq and is a predicted model, not a curated record. The coding region runs from base 1303 to 2649 and encodes 448 amino acids.